This is a messenger RNA of Penaeus vannamei (Pacific white shrimp), 9458 nucleotides long. Lineage: Eukaryota; Metazoa; Arthropoda; Malacostraca; Decapoda; Penaeidae. The record is from RefSeq and is a predicted model, not a curated record.
CAACACACACUUCUUUGACUUCACCCAUUAUGCAGGUAACCACAGCUUCACCAGCAGUGUCAGUAAAUUCAUCACCAUUAAUGGCACAGGCACCAUCUUCAUCUCCACUGAAGCAGAUUACAACUUCUCCUCAGUUCAUUUGUGUUCCCACGUCAUCGCAUUUUGCCAGUGCCCUGUCAGAGUCACAAUCUCCACAUGUAUCAUCACCAUAUGCAGCUACAACUUUAGGAUUAACAGAAACUUUUUCACAUUCAUCAAACACAGCAGUAACUUCACCAUAUACACAAGCAUCACCCCUCAUGCUUCCAGAAUUAAAUAAAGACACUUGUGCAUCGAAAGGACUAGAGGGCCCAGAAUUAUCAACAGUUUCCACUUUCCUUCCUGUGUCAAAUCCACAUAUUUCACCAAGGGAACCUUCUGCUUUGAAUGCACCCUUUUUUACCAAGGAAAAUGCGUCGUUUGGGGUGUCAUUAGGAGCAAAUGUGACAGAUGCCUUGAAGAUGAGUCACCAGUCACCAGCAAGUGAAAAGAAUUUGUCUGCAGAUAAAUUUUCUCCAUCAUCAGAAUCAUUACCUCUUGGUUCCACAGACCAAACUUUAGUAUCUGCCUAUCCUACUCUUGUAACAACAGCACCAACUGCACAAAUUAUGGGAACAGAGGUGACAGAGUCUGUCACGAAGUUAGUAUCUCCAAAAGCAGCUGGAUCAUUGACAGCACCGCCUGAGACAGUACCAUUUAUGUCAUCAAUUGAGAAAAAUUCAGAAUCAGUAGAUGGAGGAUUCUCCUUGAGAAAUGAAGUAGAUGAUGUAGAAGUGUUACCAUCACCAGGAAUUCCAACACCAGCAAGUUCUUCAGUGCAAGUAGCAACAUCUAAUAUGCAACCAGAAUUGAAUACAGAAGUUGCUGUGGAACCUAAGAGUUCUGAAGCAUCAGAUGUGGGUGUGUCCCCAACACAGAAUUUUGUCCAGAUACCUAGUGUGAGGGCACAAACGCCAGCCUCAAUUGCAAGAAUUUUGACUCCAGUUUCACUAACAAGACCUGUAACACCUGUAUUACUGACAUCUAGUACUGCUGUUGAACAGGUAUCAUCUCCACAAACCACAUCUCCGAGGACUGUCUUGACAGUAUCAUCCUCGGCUACACUUCCCACCAUGUCCACAAUUACUUCUCCAAGUGUUUCAUCAGUUACUUCAUUAGGGGAAAUAACAUAUUCCGCAGCAACCAUAACUCCCAUGUCCUCCACAACAUCUCUACUACUGCCAGCCACAUCUGAAUCAUCUUCAGAUAUAGGCAGGCCUUGCUCUAGGGAAGAUUCUUUAGUGUCACUGUUCUCAUCAGCUAAUAAUCCAAGCAAAGUUAUUCCCGUGCCACUAGUGACACAUAAAUUACAAAAUCUGAAUUCAAAGCUACCAACAGGAGCACCUGAUACUAUCAGUACUAAUGUACCUAAUGCUCUGACAUCACCUUAUGAUGUCAGACCUCUCUCUGAAAGCAGGAAAAUCUUACCUGUAAUGAGCAUGCCACCAGGAUCAUCUCCCAGUGCAUCAAGUGUGGUUGUACUAGAUAAUGCAGUUGUUUCUUCAGUACCAAGAGUGAGUAGUGUUCCUAUUACAAGUAUAAUGCCCACUGCAUCUGGGGCAUCAUCUGAAGCUAGCAUUAUAACAACAAGAAUUCACCAUGGGGGUAUAAUGAACACUUUGUCCCUGGAUUCCUCUCUGGCAAACAAAUCUGUAGGGCCAGUCGAUUCUGGAUCUCGCUACUUACCAGUCAGUGGGUCUCACCAGUUUCAACAUGAUCCAUCUUUUCCAGAACUUCAGGCUAGAUUAGUUGGAACUGCUCCGACUCCUAAGCCUAUAAUAGCACAAACAGAGCUUGAUUCUGCCUCUGGUGAAGGGUUUUCGGCACCAUACAGCAGCCACAUGUAUCCAAAUACAGUACAGAUUAUUGGGGAGGGAAGUCAGAGGCCACCCAGCAUAUCUGUAGAGUCCCCAUCCCACCAUUUGUCUCGUCCAUUUCAAACUCAUUUUAAGAAGCAAUUGAUAUCAUCAACUCAGAAUUCUGCAACAAUUGAAGGAGUAGCACAUGAAGAGCAACCCAAAUCCACAGAUCCCAACCAAAAGCAUGAUCAGGGCAGUUUAGGUCGGCUCCCACAUCACGAAUCUGCGCCAGUUUCUCAGCCAAAUCCACAGCCAAACAGGUUUGAAGCUUACCAGUCAUCCAGCACUUGUAGUUAUGCAGGUCUUGUGCCACGACCUGGAGCUCUUCUUGAACCUUCUUUCCUGAAGAUGAAUCAGGCAGUUCCACCACCUGUCAUCCUCACCCAGAAUAGACAAGUCCCUAUAGGACACCCAGUUGGUGCACCAGGUCCUAGUCCGGUGGUGGAGCAUGACACAAGAUCAGUUGAUUCUCUGGGUUCUGUUGAGUUACCUCAGACGCUUCCUAGCCACCCGUCCGGUACUGAUCUUGAUGGUCGGUUGCCAGCAACUCCAGUUGGGCACAUUCGAUUGAUCAGAGGGUCGCCAGCAUCUUCAUCUAGUUCAAAGAGCAGAUCUGACUGGUCAAGGGAAAGCACACCCAGUGUAAAUUCCUUCAAAAUCCCAUCAUCAUCUCCAUACUCAGACCCUCAAACUCAAAAAACUUCCCCCCUAUCUCUGGUUAUUCAGAAAGUUAAUAGUGCUGGCAACUCCAUCUCUACCAUACUUCAUGAUGACUUAAUCAAUAGGUCUAGUAUUCAAAGUGGCACUGAAGUAGCACCACGAGAGUCUCAGCAAACUCCAUUAAGCUAUGUACCUGCACCUGUACCUCUUUCUGUACAAGAGAUUUCUGUACGUGAUAAACGUCUCUUUCCCAUACGGAAGAGAAGUGUCCAGAUAGUUUCUGAGGAUAAUAAAGACCCAGAAAUUCAGUGUCAAGGCACAUUUACUUCCCAAGCCCAAGUUGUGUCACUGGUACGAGUGACUCCGAGUCCUGCCUCAUGUAAAGAGAAUGAUGUUAAACCACCUGAAGAAAAUGUGCAGUCCAUGGCUCCACCCAGUGUUCCUGGUAUCACACCUUUAUUACCGCACCCAAGAUACCAUCCUCAUGCUCUGAAAUUGAGACCAGAAUUGGGAGGUAGAGCCAUUCAGAUGUACAAGGAAAGGCCAUUUAUGAGAGGCUCAAUAUUGACAACAUCAAAGGCAGCCCCACCUCCUCUACUCAGCCCAGGUGAUCAUGGGCAUCGUGCUGGAGUGUACCCACCACAACAGCCACCAAAUAGGCCACACAUAGGGUCAAAAGAAGAUUUAACAACACCGAAUCUGGGAAAAGAAGACCAAGGACAUCCAUUUUGGAGGUAUGGCUCGAGCUCAGAUUUGAGAGACUUGCCUAUUCACAUGGACCCAGCUUUGAUUCCCAUACGGUGGCCUGGUAUGUCAAGUGAAAUUGCAGCACAGCUGAAAGCACCCCAAAAUCUUGCUCCCUUAUAUCGACCUGGAAUUAACUCUUAUCUCUUCCGUGGGCGUUUUGCUCAAGGAUCUCUCUUACCACCUAAUUAUCCAUCUCAGAUGUAUCAACAACCCUGCAGUUUACCAGAGGGACACAGACCACAUAGUAAUGAGACUACAGUAAAACCAGACUGUGUGAAGGAAACCAAGCCAAGUCAGGAAGUUUCACCAGAUGAUAGUCCUAUCAAUGUUGUGGAUGAAGCACCAGAACUACUGCCUGCAAGCUCAAUUGGUUCUGAAGCAUCAAAAUUAGAAGGCUUAGGAAAGUCUUUACAACAUCACCUCACUUCCCAAAAACUUCUUACAGAUGGAAAAGCAAAGGUACCCCUCACUAGCCCAGUAGUCCAGAAUAGUUCAAAUCUUCAUGAAACAGUACCACACACUGGUGUGUUUGGUUUACCUCGAUCUGUGUCAGAAUCCAUUUUGAAAAGUUCUCAUGCAGUAAGUGCACUCUCAGGAAGUCUUUUCCCAAAUGCCAUUAUGUCUGGAAAUAGUAGUAACUCUGUUGUUGGUAACAGUGGGGGAGGAUCUUUAAGUUGUAGUGCUGGUAAUACUGUUAGUAGUAACAUUGAAACAGUAAAUAGUCUUGAGGGAACCGCAAAUGUUUGCACAAGUGGUGGCUCAUUAACAUCUCAAGAUGAUGAAUGUAGUGCAUCUCUGAGACAGUUGCACCCAACAACAGGAGAUUUGCAUGAUGAUGUUCGUCAUGAACAAGCAGGAAAACUGGGAAAAUUCUUAAAGAGAGUUAACAGAGGUUCUGUAGAUCACCCACGAACUGAGGCUAGCACUCCUGUCAGCAUCAUUGGUGGAGAAGAUGCAGCAUGUGUUGCUACAUCUGUUGGUGACCAAAUUAUGGAAGAUGUUCCCUCCACUUCAAAGGAAGAGCAAGAGGCAUCAGGAAAGGAAAGUUCACAUUGUUUCAAAGAACCAAAUUUUGAAGUAAGUUUAUCAGAGACCCAGUUGCGAGAUUUACGGAGUAUCCACCAAGAUCAGGAAACAGACCGCCAGUUCAGUAGAGGAUUCAAGAAGAGCAUAUCUUCAAAGUUUGAGGAUGAUAAUGCAGCCACAGAAGUUGAUGUUGUAACUGUACCAGAAGAAAAUCCAAAAAAUUCUCAGGAAACUGAAAAUAAUCCAAUCAUCCAAAAAAGCCUUCAUUCAGAUAACAUUAGUGAAACACUGUCUAUCCUACAAGGUAUUGUGGAGACAUCAAGGGAGCAGUUCAUUUUGGAAGACUUGGAUGAAGAUUCUCAGAAACAGGACAGUAGCAAGUCAGCAAGAGAGGUUGACUUAUCCCAGGUAGGAAAAUCAUCAGUGGAACGACUAAAAGGCUUUGAGUCAUCUUUCCAUGCCUUAAAGGCUAACCUACUGCAGGAGCAUGAUGAUAGUGAUGCUGAUUCUGGUCGAAAUAUGGCUGGAUGUAGAAUUAUAAUCAGGCGGAGUAGCUCAUCAAGCCAAGCAAGUGAUACAUCACGCUUUUCUGCAAACUCUCCGCCACCAUGCUCCCUCCCAAGAUCCUCAGAUGGUGAGAAUACAGAAGAUGAAAUGCCACAGACAUCUUCUAAGGAGUUGACAGUAGCUGAAGAGAAAUCAGUUCCAACAGGUGCUUCUUGCAGUCAGGGUAGUAGCAGUCAGACCUCAACUGAUGGGCCAGCUGUUUCAAGUAAAGCAGUUGUUGAGGAGCCAACUGUAGAUAUCAAAGAUUCAUCAACAGAAACAAGAAGUGAACUUGUUUCAGCAUCAGAGAGUUUCAGUGAAGUUCAAGAGGUAGAGAGUGAAGCUGAGAAAAUAGGAUCAGAAGGUCAUCAAGAUCCAAAAGUAAUGACAGAACCAGAUAUUCAGACAUCAAGACCUGCUUUAGAUUCCUCUCAGAAGCCUGAUUGUAUCACUUUGCCUGUUGAAGUUUCUAAGCCAAGCAUAGUCUCCCAAAGCAAUAUAUCAUCUAGAGAGGUUUCUGAUGAUCAGCCAAGCAGUGAAUCCCUCACAGGGAAAGAUAUUGGAGAAAGUACCCCAGUUCAUGUGCAGAAUAUAGUUUCAAGUGACCAAAGUGUAAAUGAUUCUGUGAUAGCUCCUGCUGAUACUGAAGUUGACAGACCAAAGUUAGUUUUGAAAUUAAAAACACCCAUCAAGAGGACACCAACAAAAGGAGCACUGAAAGCUUUUAGUGAAGAAUUGAUUCCGAUCAUCAACAUGGAAAAUCAAAAGGUGGUUGAAACUAGCACCCCAGACAGCAGCUCAGAAGUAACAUCCACAACACCAGAUAAUCCAACUGUUUACAGGAAGCCACGAGGAAGACCACCCAAAAAGUGCAAGGCUUUGCCACCUAAGAAGAGUCAGUACACCAGAGUUGCACAACCAGAAACUCCUGCAACUCCCAUAGAUGAAAUAAAUAGACAGAAAAAUUCUGUAGUGCAGGAAAAUGCAAUGCAGGGGUCAUCAAAUAAAAAAGAUAAUUCAGGAAUUGUUUUUACAAAGCCACAACCAGCUCCUUCAACACGUUUGAGAGGUAGGCGUGCAUGUGCAAAUGUCUCAUAUGCAGAGUUUUUUGAUGCUGAUGCACUAACUCCAUCUGCUAAAUUUCUGCCAGCUGUGCCUGAAGUUACAAAUGUGAAUGACCAGCUCCCAGAAAGUGGUCAGCCAUCCCCUAGUAUACCAAGUGUAACACCAUCACCAUCAGGUCAGCCUGUAAAAAGACGUCGGGGAAGACCAAAAAAGAUAAAUAAAGAACAAGAACAACAAAAACUGUUAACAUUACCUGAUGUACCUACAACACCAGCUGUUACACCAGUUGUUGCUGAAAAUGUGUCAGCAAAGGAAAAUUCAGAUGCAUCGAUCCUGAACACUGAUUCCACCAAAGAUAGUUUAACAACAAUAAAUAUCAGUGAAUUACAUGAUAGUGUAAACUUCUCGGAUGAAGCAGAUCAUCCGACUCCAACAAAGAAGGGAAGACUUCAAACACAGAGGAAGUUGGCUGCUCAAUUCCCCAAUGAAUCUCCUCCUAAAGAUAACUUGGAAAAAGACAGCAACAGCAUUGAAACUUCAGAAGCUGCUGAUAAAUCUGGCAAAACAACUGAACUUGCUGGUGAAUCUCAACCAGCAGAUCCAUCAUCUCCCCAGCUUACUGUAGUAGGCAAUAAAGAAUCAAAAUUGAAGAUCACCAUCAGACGUACAGCUGUAGGAAAGCGGAGUGCAGAUAGCACUUUCAAGAAGCCACCAAGAAAGAGAAAGAGAAAUGAUCAAGAUCCAACAAUUAUAGAAAAUGUAAGCUCUUCCAUCACUGUAGACAGUAAUCUUGAUGGCAAAGAGUCACCAGAGGCUUUCCCACUCCACUGUGAUCCUCACGAUCCUCUUGGUAUCGACUGUUCAGAGGAGACUGGAGGAUUGAGUAAGGCUGGCAGUAAGAAUGUUUAUGAAUUUGAAGAUGAUGUCAGUGAUGAAGAUGUUCCUGUUGCUCAAAGGCUAAAGAGCUUGGGCAGGACAAACAACCCCAUGUAUAAGAGAGCAAGGAAAAUUGUGCAGAAUGCCAUAAGAACUCCAGUAAGAGACCCAAAUUUCAGUUACUUAAGAACCCCAUCUCGCACACCCUGCCAUACCCCAGGUUAUAUGACUCCUUCUUAUAUUUCAAUGCCAUAUCCAAUUUAUACCCCAGAACACAGAGUAACGUAUUCAGGCCCUGGAUCAACACCCCGUGGUGGUUUGAAGAUUCGCUUACGGAAGAAGCCCCGCCAGGAACAACUUAUUCUCAGGAUCAAAAAACGUACUAUUGCAGAGAAAGCAGAACUUCAGCCUGCUGUACCCUCUCAGUCUGAGAUUGUUAGUCCCUCAUCCAGGAGAGUUGAAGAGAACAACAAUAGCAAAGAUAAAGAUGGCAAAGAUACAGCAAGCACCAGUACAUCUUGCUGUGAUGACCAGGUACCUCCCUCCAGCAAUAUACAAGCAAGCACCUCUGAGAAAAGUGAACUUACAUCACACAAGACUGCAUCAGCUGUAUCUCGCUCAAGUAUCAUUAAACAGUCAGUUACAAAAGAGAAGGAUUCAGGCUCAAGCAAACCAGCAAUUCCAACACUUAUCAUCAAGAAGUCAGCUGUGUCUGGCUUUUCAUCAUCACUUGAGGCCAGUGAUAAACAAAAGGGUUCACUAAAAAGGGUAAAACGAACAGAGGAUGGAUUUGUGAUUCCACCAGCUCCAGUGCUGAGACUUAAACGUUGCAAUUCACACUGGGAACAGAAUGAAGAAAUAAUUAUAAAAGAUAAGAGUGAGGAUGAACCCUCAGAUAUGGAUCAGAGUGCAUCAUAUGACACAGAUGCUGCAACUGAUAAUAAUGACGGAGCAACUACUGAUGGAGGUAUGACGGAAUCUGAAACUGCUGAUGACAUGAUGGACAUUGCUAAAGUGCCUCCAAUGCUGCAGACACCUUGCAAAAUCAAAAUUAAGCCUCCAGUUCCACCAGAUCCUAUUGAAGAAACAGUUCGCAAACUUGAUCUUGCCAGUGAAGGUUCUGGACCUAGUAAUGAAAAAGACAAAAUUACUGACACCCAAGCAAUGGAGCUGGAAGAUCAGUUGCGUAUACUUGAUGCACCUGUGUCAUCGGAAGGUGCAGCAGUUGGCAGUCUUGUUGCUGAUUCCUCUAAUAUUAUCAAGAAACACACAUUGCAUCAAGAUGAAACACUGCAGACAGAUAUGGAAAGAGCCCGGUCACCAGAAGUAAGCACACAGCAUGACAAGAGGGAAUUUGAUCUUGGAAAACAACCUGAGGAAACACACAAGAGCAAAGACGGAAAUAAACCAAAAGACAUAACACAACAAACAGAAAUUUUGCAGAAUAUUCCAACACCCCCUAGUUCUGUUUCAGUAGUAGAAACAUCCCCAACACAAAAUCCAGUAAUGCAGACUUCUCCAAAAACCACAACUCAUAUAUCAGCUUCACCAAAACCUUCACAAUCCACAGUAGUACAUAGUUCAGUAGGAAAAGAAGUAUUUUCAUUACCUCAGACAACCAAAUCUUGCAUGCCACAGAAUCUGUCAGAGGAGGGUGACAAAAGUAAACACGAGAAACAAUCACCAGCAGUACAAUCAUCACUAGUGAAAACUACAUCUCCAGUUCCUACACCCAUUCAGCAUGGUACACCUACAGGGACACCUUAUCCUGGUCGGUCUGUGAGAGUGGAUUCUGUGGAAUUGGAGUUGGCUGCUAUCUUGGGUUCUCCAAAUAAAAGUUCUGAGAGGAUUGAAACACCAGAUGCAAGAACAAUGAAUGAUGAAGAUCUUGAAGCUUUAUUGUUAGGAGAUAAAAGCAACAGUUCUGUUAGAAGUGAAACACCAUUAACACUGCAAGAUGGCAGUGAUAAAAAAAAGAGCUCCUCUGACAGUGUUGAGAAGCAGUCAUUAGCUUCUGAAGUAUACGAUCACCUACCUUGUGCAGAUUCUGAUCACGAGAUGAGUUCAUCACCUGAGCUAUUUUCUAAGGAUACAAAUUGUAUGUUUCCUGGCCCUAUAGAUUUGUCAGUUCACACGUUACUGGUCAGGGAUAGGAAGCUUAAAACUCCGCCCAAAGUUCUUUUGCAAAAGCUUUCUCCCAAAGUGAUAGGAACUCUUGAAAGAACAUCAAGCUCAUCUCCAGAAGCAAAUGUUAGUGCUCCUAAAAAAUUUACAAGAAGAGCCCAAAGACUUUUAUCAACACAGGUGGUUAAGCCAACAUUUGAAGAUACUGAGAAAGAUGGCAAGGCAUUGCCUGAUAAAUUUGGAGUCCGAGAAAAUGUAAAAAAGAGAAUUCUAGCAAGUCCCCCAGAAAGUUUGUUAGGAAAGAAACCACGAAGAAGUGAAAGAAAUAUCAGAUCAGAAGGUGCAGUUCCAAUGGAGGCAAAUCUAAGUAUGAUUUUAAAAGAGAGAAGGUCUCAGUAUUCAAAAAGUAAAAACAGUAGCAGUUUAGAUUCAAGUACUGAAGAACUGAUGGUUAUUCAGGACACCAAACUACAAGAU